Molecule: messenger RNA, 797 nt
Organism: Erythranthe guttata (spotted monkey flower)
Lineage: Eukaryota; Viridiplantae; Streptophyta; Magnoliopsida; Lamiales; Phrymaceae
Source: RefSeq, a predicted model, not a curated record
GUCUUCUUCACAACUUCUAACUAUUUUUUUUUUCCACUCUUCCCCGUUGGUUCUCAAUUACAGGUUCAAAAUCACCCUCCACUCUUCCGGCGGCGUAAACUAGGGUUCCGGCGGAAAGUCCGAAGACGUCUUGCCUCGCUGUACAACAAUGGUGGAUGCAUGGUGGGCGGUAGCGGCAGCUGCCGCCGCCACUGUCCCCGUUUUCAUUGCCGGAAAGGCUUUCAGAAACAGAGGUGCCGACGAGCAAAGGGUUAAAAAAAACCCUCUAGGAGGAGGGGGCCAAAGAGAGAAUAACACGGGCGAUAUUUUCGUGUGCGAGAGAGUUUGCACUUCGAAAAGAAUGCUCAAGAAAGUUGGCGCCUUCUCGAAAGAUCCAAUAAAGGACACGUGUGUUACGGUGUGCGGUGUUUCCGAAUUGGACGCAUGUGCGGAUGCGUGCGCGAGGACCGUGUGCGUUGACCAACACCAAGUGCCUAAUUGGAACGACGUCUGCCUACGGAGGUGUCAGAGCGAAUGCCUCAAAUUAUCCGAGUCUCGACUCUCUUCGUGACAAAUAAGAAAACGUGGUUGUUUUGAUUCUUGAUUUUUGAUUAUUUUGCUCGUCAGUGAGUUUUUUUUUUUUUUUUUUGAAUUGGGAUCGCGUGUUAAGGCCGAUAUAAUCGACACUUGUGAAGUGUUUGGUGUUCGGGUUUGAAGCUCGUGAUUCAAAAAAGAAAAAAAAAGGAAAAAGAAAAAGAAAAAGAAAAAAUACCAUUAAAUUGAAUAACCAUAUGCAUUGGUUAAGGUCUUUCAAUUUA